Messenger RNA from Cucurbita maxima (winter squash), 654 nucleotides. RefSeq lists its product as uncharacterized. The record is from RefSeq and is a predicted model, not a curated record. NCBI's taxonomy places the organism in Eukaryota, Viridiplantae, Streptophyta, Magnoliopsida, Cucurbitales, Cucurbitaceae. Bases 1 to 654 code for a protein of 217 amino acids. The transcript has a single exon. Gene Ontology annotation, molecular function: zinc ion binding; nucleic acid binding.
AUGAAGUAUAAAUAUCAAGGUUCAACACGGGUAAAUCGUGCACAUUUGUUAGCUCUUCGGAAGGAGUUUGAAAUGCUGCACAUGAAGGUAGGAGAAUCUGUGAAUGAGUAUUUUGCUCGAACCCUUAGCAUAGCCAACAAGAUGAAACUAAAUGGUGAGAACAAAGAAGAUGUUGAAGUAGUCGGAAAGAUACUGAGAUCUAAGACCCCCAAGUUUCAUUAUAUUGUGUGUUCCAUUGAGGUGUCCAAGGAUACAACCAUCUUAACCAUUAAUGAGUUGCAAAGCAGCCUGCUUGUACAUGAACAACGCAUGAGUUCUCAUGUUGAAGAAGAACACGCUUUGAAUAUCACUCAUGGUGAACAAUCUAGAGGAAGGGGUCAAGGUCGUGGAAGUUUUAGAGGCAGAGGAAGGCGACGAGGCAGACAAACCUUCAACAGGGCCACAGUGGAGUGCUAUAAUUGUCACAAGCUAGGACAUUUUCAAUGGGAAUCUCAAAGCAAGGAGAAAGAGGCAAACUAUGCAGAGACUCAAGAAGAGAUGUUGUUGACGACUUACGUGAAUAUGAAUAAGGCCAAUAGAGAAGAUAUGUGGUUCCUUGACUCGGGAUGUAGCAAUCAUAUGUGUGGGAAGAAGGAAUAUUUUUUCAGAUUUUGA